Molecule: messenger RNA, 3869 nt
Organism: Salvelinus fontinalis (brook trout)
Lineage: Eukaryota; Metazoa; Chordata; Actinopteri; Salmoniformes; Salmonidae
Gene: fra10ac1
Product: FRA10A associated CGG repeat 1
Exons: 14
Coding region: 79-1086 (335 amino acids)
Biological process (GO): dephosphorylation
Molecular function (GO): phosphatase activity
Source: RefSeq, a predicted model, not a curated record
UAACAGUGGAAUGCGAUCUGCCAACGCAAAGAAGAAGAAGACUUUCCAAUGUAAACAAACCGUAGGCUAAUUGUGAGCAUGGCGAGAAAUAUGGACAGUCUCGUAAAGGUCCAUGGAGGCGGAGGGUAUGACUCCGACUUCAGUGAUGAUGAGGGCCAGGGGGAGACGUCUCAACGUGGAGUGAAAAGGAAACGUGAAGAGGAUCUACUGCGGAAGCCUUUUCAGAAAGCAAGACACACAAAGGUGGCACAUAGGGAUGUUGCCACUCAUGAAUAUGACAGGGAGGAAGCCAGAAACCGACGUCAUCACCUGAUAUCAAUGAAUGCUUUUGAGAGACAUAAAAAGUUUGUCAGUGACUACAUAUUGUAUUAUGGUGGGAAAGUGGAGGAUCUCAGACGCUCCACGGCCAAUGAUAAAUCGGACCUGGAUGUGGUGCGUGAAAACCAUCGCUUCCUGUGGCGGGAUGAGGAUGAAGAAGAAAUGACAUGGGAGAAAGAACUAGCAAAGAAGUACUAUGACAAGCUCUUCAAAGAGUACUGUAUCGCUGACCUAAGCAGAUAUAAAGAAAACAAGUUUGGGUUCCGAUGGCGCGUAGAAAAGGAAGUCGUCUCUGGCAAAGGCCAGUUUCUGUGUGGGAACAAGCGCUGUGAGAAGGAGGAUGGCCUGAAGAGCUGGGAGGUGAAUUUUGCCUAUGUGGAGCAGGGAGAGAAGAGAAACGCACUGGUCAAACUCCGACUCUGCCCAGAGUGCUCCUUCAAACUCAACUAUCAUCACAAGAGAAAGGAGGUGAUCGCCAAGAGAAAAAGACCAAAGUCGUCUGAGGAAAAUGAAGUUGAGCCACAGUCAAAGAGAUCCAAGAAAGGCUCCAAGAAACACAAAAACAAACAUAAAAAGAGGCAAAAAGACCACUCCUCCCCCAGUAACUCUGAGGACGACUCCCAAGAGUCAGACAAAGCAGAGGGAGAACACAGUGAGGAGCCAGAGAGCCUGUCGGAGGCAGACCACUGGAAAGGCCCAGCCCCCACCAUGGAGGAGAAGUCCAGUGAGGAGAAGUUUGACGAGUAUUUUGAGGACAUGUUUCUUUGACCACGCUGGCCUUGGAUUUCUGCCAGCAAGAGUCUACGUGUCCAGACAUUGAUGUAAUUGAUUUGGUGUUCGAAGUUGUCCUUGUUGAAUAUUUUUGUUUAUCUGAAGCUAAAUAAAAUCGCUUUUUUUUUUGAAUAACUGAAAUAAAGACUACAAUAUGCAUAGAGUGCCAUGUAAAACCACGAAGAACUCCCAAGAAAGAUCAAUAUCCGAAGAGAACUAGAGGAAGCAAAACAUUCAACCAUGGUAGUAGAGAGACCAAAUAAAAGCCAAUGCAUUGGAAAGUACAUGUAUUAACACAUUGUUAAUGUUCUUCCUGUAGGGUUAUAGUUAACCAAUGUUCUGUCUGUAGGGUUAUAGAUGUCCAAACCAUAUGAACCAAUGUUCGAUGGUGUAGCGCUACGAUUAGGAAGCUGUGAAUUAUGCCUGGAGAGGCUCGUGUGCUCAUUUCGUCAGGAAGUUCAGUUGCGUGCCCCUUGCCCGGGGAUUAGACACAACGGCUUUAAUCUUCAGUAAUUACUCUUCUUUCUAAAGGAGUCCACAGAUACACUGAGUCAACGCAUGAUAACCACUCAUGCAGGUUAAAGAGGAAGUCAACCAUAGUACCUAUUCUACUUUGAUCGGUGUUUCUCUGUGCUAAUAAAUAUGCCCUACUACCCAAUCAAAGCGUUUGGAUCUCAUAUUACAAUACUGCAGGCCUAUGUUGUCACAGAAAUAAGAUUGAAUAACAUUUUGCUCUGAAUUGUCCUUGAUUGAAAAAUGUGUUGUAUAGUAUGUGUUGUAUAGUUAAUGCAGUAUACUGUAAAAAAAAAAAAAAAAAAGCUGUAUAUGAUGACACAGGAUGAUAAGGAUCAUGAAACACCUCAUGCAGACAUCGCUCAAUGUGCUUACUCAAAUUGCGUCAAAGUGCAUUGGUCUUGACAGCAACGCAAUUGGCUGAUCUUUUCCCAGGGCUAAUCCAGCUUUAUAGGGUAAUCUCCAUGCACGAUACAGGAGUCAUGAGGACUGUCUACCCCAAAGUGUUUCAAUUUAGUCCUGUGUCUACUGUAUAUCAAUGCGCUAUUCCAUUUCAAGGGUCGUGGGUAAAACUGUUCAAUUCAGUGGGCAAGUUUAAAGAAUGUGACAAGAAUCCCACAGACUUUGAUGAAUGCCUUUAUUUUGUUAACAUGUUACAUCUUAUGACACGUACAUACAGUAGAAUUCAUUUCAUCAGACAUCAAAUGUCAAAUUCUAAUCUCUCUCAAUGAUAACGCAAUAGAAUUAGUAGAUAUACAUUUUGUGUCCUUUAAAUGUACGAGCAGAAUAGAUUGUCACUUUCCCACACUGCUUCUCAUACUGUUCGCCUUAUCCCAUUGUGGAGCCCAAAUCCAAGCAGCCUGCCCUGCCUAUCACCUCUAGGAACAGAAAUUCAGAGAAUCCAUUUAAGAUGUAGAGUGGCUGUCAAAGCCACCCUCAUUGGAUUACUGCUCUUGAUUGAUUUUCCAUUGAUUUAGUGAGGGCACGUUGCAUAAACAAGGAAGUCAAACUUUGCCUGCCCUGUGUUUCCUGCUUAAGGCUACUCACGGAUGUCUCCACAGAUGUCUUGGCCACCUGUUACAGUAGGUCAAAAGGAGAUUGCUUGGCAGGAUUUCUAAAGGAGUUUUUCUUUAUGUAAAUCCCAUUGCAAUUCAGUUGGCUUCAUCAAUUCACUUUCUCAUUGUUGCUUAAGUUAAUUUUACACCGGUCCUCAAAUAAGCCUCAAAUGGUCAAACAAAGAGAAGAGGAACUUUGGCCUGACUGAGGCCACAUUGCAGGCUUGUCCCCAUCAAACAAACAUGGUGCCUUUCACACAGAGUAGAUCUAAGACUUCGGUAGCCUGCUUUAUCUACAGUAAGUAGGGUAUUUAAAGUUUCAAGCUGUGCAGAUCUCGAAAGCCGACUGACAAGUAAACUCAAUCCCAUCAAAUCAUCUUAUGGUCAGGUACCUGAAGAUAUUUACGACGGUGAUGGAGCCUUUCCAAGGAUUGCCUCCUAAUAGCAAGCAAAACAGUUUGGGGCGAAUUGUAGGUUUCAUUUUCACAUUUAUGUGAUGAACUACAUUUCUUUGGAGCAUAAACAUACAUGAUACAGUAGCAUAAUCUCCAUUUUUUUUUAAAGGUUAUUGAAUUGCAAUUUAUGAUACACAAAUAUAUUAUCAUCAUAUAUAUUACAUUUUCAAGUUAUUGGGGAAAUGUGCAGUUUAAAAUUGAACACAAUGGACACCUGAUGCUCAAAUGUGACUGUGAACCAUAACCAUGGACCAAGUCCAUACAAUCUAAAGACGUAGGCUUUGAACUGACUCCACUCUUAAAAUACAUGAAGUAGAAAAUCUCUGACAAUCAAAAAAAUAUAUACUUUCAAUAUUAACAUAAAUGUAACCUCACAAGGCUCAGGAGUGUGUACACGUUUUGAGCAUUGCUAUUGUAUUAGCCCUCGGUAAAGUCAAUUGUCAUUUGCUAAAACAAGUUAAAAGUUUGAGUUUUGGGAAGAGGCUUGUGCUCUUACAGUAAAUCCUUCCAAAUGAACAGUGACUGACUUUCAACAGAAUUAGUUUGUGUUAUUUCAUACUCAUAUUUGUUCUUAAAAUUCCUGAAAUGAGUUUUCCUGUUCUAAUAAAACAGCUCAGUUAUAAAAGUUUGUCCACUGAACUGUCCCCCUAAUAUCUUUAUGGAUCAUCAGAGUAUGGAUAAACAUGUACAGGUAGAUAUUUCCCAAAGCAGAAUACAUGUCUAAGUAAAUUAAAUAAAGUAUAUGCCAUUUGACAGA